CACUCGAUUCUGCACCACUCACUGAACAAAACCUCCAUCCAUUUUCUUCGUCUUACCCUCACCACUCCCAUGAACCUCUGAACUUCACUUCGCUUCGCUUCGCUUCAACCAUGGCCGUUCGAGCAGUCAACACCUGCUCGCUCUUCCGUCCUCCAUCUCCUCCUCUCUCCUCCGCCGUCCGCUUCGCCGCCCUCCACUUUUCCUCCCGCCACCUAAAUUUCCGGCGUCGCCGCCGUUCCCCCGCGUUCCUCCCUCAGUAUCUCUUCUCCUCCGAUUAUGUCGGCGGUGGCUGUCAAACUCAAAGGCGCUCCGUCCAGAGCCUCUUCGAGAGCGUCAUUGAAGAGCUCCAAGCCAUGCGCAAACGCCGGAAGAGAGUCUCCGCUGCUUCCAAUUAUUGGUUUGACAGCAUUGGAUUAUUGAAUGAAGAGCUUCUUGAAGAUAGACUUUUGAACCGUUCAUUGCAAAAGGGGUUGCUUUUAGAGUUCAAGAAGGACUCUGAUAGAAUAUUGCUAGCAGUUGCUCAGAGACCUGAUGGCAAGAAGAAUUGGAUGGUUUCUGAUCAGAAUGGUGUCCCUUCUUCCAUCAAACCACAACAAGUGACAUAUAUCGUUCCUGGUGUUGACAAUUUUGACCAAGCAGAUAUAGCAGAUUUUGUUCAGAAAGCUCAGGACAAUGUGGACCCAUCACUGCUUGAAUUUGCUUGGGUUGAGCUCCUUGAAAAGAAGAAGUCUGUGACGGUUGAAGAGUUGGCCGAGAUAAUUUUUGGCAGUGCUGAGCCUCUUGAGAGCUAUUCUGCCCAUCUCUUGCUAUCAAAAGAUGAAGUAUACUUUACUGUUCUGGAAACUAAAGGAUAUCGUUCCAUUUAUGGACCUCGACCAAGUGGGCAGGUUGAGGAACUUAUGCGUAGGAAGCUUGCAAAGGAGGCUGCUGAGAAAGAACUUCAAGAGUUUAUUGAAUUGUUGGCCUCUGCAAAAUCGAUGCCCUCACAUGAUAAACCUCCCAAAUCUUCAUGGAUUAACAAGGAGAAAACUUGGAGCAGAAUUGAGUCACUUGAAGCAUAUGCUAUUGAUGAUUAUAGAAAUGAUGAACAAAGGAAAACAGCUGGACUGAUACUUAAGGAAAUGGGUCUGGCAAAAACAGCAUCUUCAGCAUUGAAUCUCCUGGUAGAUAUUGGGUAUUUUCCUGUACAUGUCAAUCUUGAAUUGUUGAAGUUGGGAAUUCCCACUGAUCAUUCAGAAGAAGUCAUAUCUGCUGCUCAAAGUCUUCUAUUAGACUCAUGUGAUCCGGAUGAGAUUAACAGGAAGAAUCUUACUGAUUUAAAGGUAUAUGCCAUCGAUGUUGAUGAGGCUGAUGAGCUUGAUGAUGCUUUGAGUGCAACAAAAUUGCAAGAUGGUCGGAUUAAAGUUUGGAUACAUGUUGCUGACCCAACUAGAUAUGUUCAACCUGGAACUAUUGUGGACAGGGAGGCUAUGAGAAGAGGAACUUCUGUUUUCUUGCCCACUGCUACAUAUUCUAUGUUUCCAGAAAACCUUGCCAUGGGCGGCAUGAGUUUGAGACAAGGAGAUAUUUGUAAUGCUAUUACUGUAUCAGUUGUGCUGCAUAAUGAUGGCAGCAUUGCAGAAUGUUCAGUAUGUAAUUCAGUGAUUAAACCAACAUACAUGCUGACAUAUGAGAGCGCAUCUGAGCUACUCCAUUUGAACCUUGAGGAGGAGGGUGAACUCAGAAUUUUGUCUGAGGCUGCAAACCUUCGUCUGAAUUGGCGCCGGCAGCAGGGUGCAGUUGAGACAACAACAUUAGAAACUCGCAUUAAAGUGUCUAAUCCAGAGGAUCCAGAACCAGCAAUAAACCUUUAUGUGGAAAAUCAGGCUGACCCUGCAAUGCGACUAGUCACUGAGAUGAUGAUACUCUGUGGCGAAGCUAUGGCCACAUUUGGAUCUCGGAAUGAGAUUCCUUUACCCUACAGGGGACAGCCUCAAUCAGAUAUUAAUAUUUCUGAAUUUGUCCAUCUUCCAGAAGGGCCUGUUAGGAGCUUUGCCCUAGUCAAAGUAAUGCGUGCAGCUGAAAUUGAUUUCAGGAAGCCAGCACGCCAUGGGGUUUUGGGAAUUCCUGGUUAUGUUCAAUUUACAUCUCCCAUCCGUAGAUAUUUGGAUCUUCUUGCUCAUUAUCAGGUAAAGGCAUUUCUUAGAGGUGAGCCUCCACCCUUUUCAGCUGGUAAGCUUGAAGGCAUAGCAGCACUUGUAAAUGAUAAAUUUAGAGCAGUGAGGAAGCUCUGCAACAGUAGUCUUCGAUACUGGAUAUUAGAAUAUUUAAGAAGACAACCAAAAGAGAAAAGAUAUCGUGCAUUGGUCCUUAAAUUUUUUAAAGAUCGACUUGCAGCUCUAUUGUUGAUUGAGGUUGGCUUUCAAGCUUCUGCUUUGGUCUCUGUUGGAACUCAGAUAGGGGAUGAAAUAAUAGUUAAGGUGGAAGAAGCACAUCCACGCGAUGAUAUUCUUUUUCUGAAGGAGGUUGUAGAAGGGUGAUGUAAAGAAUUACGUUUUUGAAAAGACCUUUUCAAUUUUCAAUGAUUUAUUCAAAAAGCUUGGCUGGUAGGAUGCAGCGUCAUCGUCUUUGCAUGGAAGAGAGAUUACACGCUUUACUGGCAGAAUUUAAAUCUUUGGAACUUUGUCAAGCUGUUCACAUUUCGAAGAGUCAUUUCUGGCAGAGAAGUUGAGGAAAGCUAUAGCCAGCAUAUCCAGGCUUCAACACGCUGCUAGCUAAACAGUCCUUCUAACUACCUCCAUUUUCUCCACCCAUGCUGUAACAUAAAGUUAGCAGGUUUUCUUCCUCUUCGCAAGUAGCUUAGCCCAUUCUGUUGAUUUGGUAAGAUGUCUUUGACAUGAGCCGGUAGUUGUAAUAUAUCCCCAGAAGCAGCUUCUUUUUUUGUUUUGCUAAAAAUUCAUGGUUAUGAGGUUUUUUUCUUAGGUAGUUUACUUUUGCCAGGUAUAUGCAUGGCUUUACAACCUUAUAUAGAUAUCUGAUGAGUUUUCAUUGUUGUAACCUGGCACACCUUGUGCUAUAAGAUCUAAGGAUCUAGACGUGCAAUACAAGGGGGUCAUAUGGAAGAGACUUUUUAAUAUACGUUGUGUUACACCCAAUUGCUCAUAUACCACUUAAUUGAUC
Messenger RNA from Gastrolobium bilobum, 3159 nucleotides. RefSeq names its product ribonuclease II, chloroplastic/mitochondrial. Gene Ontology annotation, biological process: mRNA catabolic process. The transcript has 15 exons. NCBI's taxonomy places the organism in Eukaryota, Viridiplantae, Streptophyta, Magnoliopsida, Fabales, Fabaceae. Bases 111 to 2519 code for a protein of 802 amino acids. Gene Ontology annotation, molecular function: RNA binding; 3'-5'-RNA exonuclease activity. Gene Ontology annotation, cellular component: P-body; exosome (RNase complex). The record is from RefSeq and is a predicted model, not a curated record.